Messenger RNA from Funneliformis caledonium, 353 nucleotides. The record is from the annotation of a GenBank genome assembly. Lineage: Eukaryota; Fungi; Glomeromycota; Glomeromycetes; Glomerales; Glomeraceae.
AUGGAUUCUACUACCUCUUCGGCAGCCAUGUUUCCUCUAGUUAAUGAGGAUUAUAUUACCUCUUCGGUGGCUACAUUUCCUUUGUUUAACAAGGAUUCUACUAGUUCUUUGGCGGCUAUGUUUCCUCUAAUCAAUGAGGAUUCUACUACCUCUUCGGCGGCUACAUUUCCUUUGUUUAACAAGGAUUCUACUAGUUCUUUGGCGGCUAUGUUUCCUCUAGUCAAUGAGGAUUAUACUACCUCUUCAGCGGCUACAUUUCCUUUAUUUAACAAGGAUUCUACUAGUUCUUCGACGGCUAUGUUUCCUCUAAUCAAUGAGGAUUCUACUACCUCUUCGGCGGCUACAUUUCCUUU